AUGAGUAGCAAGGACUCCAAGCACAGCAAGCAUAUUUACAUAGGCCAUCCUUCGACCGCCGCGUCGAUCCCACGACCUCCACCACUCCCGCCUCCAAGACCGCUGCAGAGAGCGAGAGAUGCCGCAUCCAGGUUCCUAGGAUACUCGUCGAGAUCCACGAGUCCGCAUCAUGACAAUGUCGAUGAUAGACUCUCGCUCAACAGCAUUCAGUUCACUCGAUCUGCUUCACUCGGAGCGACACAGAAUGCGACUGCCAGUCACAGGACGGGACUGGAGAUCCGGACCAUCAGCAUCAAUGACACUGGAACUCAUGCACUCAUUGCUGGCAAGGAGAUCUUCAAGACUGUCAAGAUCGAGGAUGGAACUUGUGCCGAAGACUUCAACCUGAGGACAGCCAUUCGUAGUACUCCGAAUCAUGCUUCGGGAAAGCCGCGGCAGAUUUACUCGAUUGACAUUGCCGAUGUGGCCUGGGCAAAAGGCGAUAGCGGUAACUAUAUCGCGGCGGCGACGUCGAGCGGGAAGAUCAUCCUCUAUGAUCUUGGCCAUGCUGGGUUGCAGGCGGCCCAACUUCACGAGCACUUCCGGCAGGUGCACAACAUCACUUUCAAUCCACACAAGGGAAGUCUGCUGCUCUCGGGAAGUUUGGACGGUACAGUCAGGCUAUGGGACGUGCGAGAUGUACGGACUCAGGCGAAUGCUAUUCAAAGCAAGCGGAAAUUUUCCGGUCAGAGUGAUGGUGUUCGAGAUGUAAAAUGGUCGCCCACUGAUGGUGUCGACUUUGCCUUCGGCACUGAUAAUGGCGAGAUCCAGCGAUGGGAUAUGAGGAAUCUCAAGUCCGCUAAAGUGAGGAUCCCAGCGCAUAGCCUGUCUUGCAACACGAUUGAUUGGCACCCGGAUGGAAAGCAUAUCGUCAGUGCCGGCUCGGACAAGAUUUUGCGAGUGUUUGAUGUUUCAGCCAAUCGACCGCGGAAAGCUGCGUGGGAGAUUAAGACUCCGUAUCCAGCGAUGAACGCCAGGUGGCGACCCUCUUGCCGCUCUGCCAUGCAGCACGAUAAUGGUGCACGACUCUGCACACAGAUUGUCACCGCGUACGAUCGUGAGCAUCCCGUAAUGCACAUCUGGGACUUUCGCCGACCACUACUGCCAUUCCGAGAGAUACAGCCCUACGCAUCAGCACCCACAGAUAUGCUGUGGCAUUCGCAGGAUCUGCUCUGGACUGUUGGGCGUGAAGGCACGUUACUGCAGACCGACAUACAGCACAGCGCAAAAGUCAUCGACAGGUACAACCUGCAGGCCUUUGAUGUCUCGCCGUUGGGCGAGGUCUCUAUCGUGACGCAAGGAAGGAAAGUGCGUCGUGUGCCCAAGCAGAUUCCUUCGUUCACAAAUGGCAGUCUCGGAAGCAGUCCGGAGAAGAACUAUGGUCUGAGUAGGAGCUGGGCGGAUGACAGCAUUGAUCAUGCGUUUCUCAGCAUACUACCACUUAAAGGUCAAAACCGAUCAAGCAGUACAAGCCGCGCUCACGCCGCAAGCAAUACUUCAACGUCAAGCCAGAGUCAGACCGCAACGCUCAAACUCGAUGAGAUCCUGCUCAAUCGCAAGUCAUAUCGGCCUCAGCAAGUCGCUUGUCGUGGACUGCUGCCCGGCCAUAACAGUCAUCAGUAUGUUGCUUGGAUGGCCGAGCGGUGCAAAACAUCCAUCGAAGCAGCUUCCAACGACGAAGAUGUACGGCGAGCAGCUCGCGAAACUUUCCAGGCAAACGCAGGUCAUGCGUUAUCUGCUGGCUUCUGGUCCUUGUCUCAGACGUGGAAAAUUGUUGGCUUGAUGACCGACAACCAUCUUCGAGAUCGCGCCGCGCUGAAGCGAAAACGGGCUUCUGCAAAGGCGCCGCAACAGAUCGACGAGGCGCUGAUGAACCUAUCGACGUCAAUGGACAGGCUCGCAAGGACGAUCGCAGCGCAGCACGCGAAGUCUGAGGCAGCAUCUCCGAACAGUCUGCGUCCAGUCUCGACGAUUGCACAACAGCUUGCGGUCCCUGAAAGUACAUCCAAUGUACCUACACCGCUUGCGAGAGCCUCGAGCCCUAGCCAGGAUCCUGGUUCUCACCACCGUGUGCAGCUGCCUGAGUUCGAAAAGGACGACAAGCUUGCCUUGCCUCCUUCAUUGACCAGGACACACUCUCCGCCGAAAGCGGGCGGCACGGCAGAGCGCAGACUGACUGUCGGCAAUCUCACUGAUCAUGUCAAGAACCAACUUGGCGGCGAGGCCUCACAUCGCCGGGAUAGACUGAGUCGGUGGAGUACGCAAUCGAAAGAACCGCUAAGUCUUGAUCCCGUGGACAAGCACGGGAUGAGAAUUCCCAUUGCCAGACUGGAGAAGCACGACAGCGCCGAGAGCUUUAAAUUCCUCGAGGACUCGGCUGGAUCCAGAGAGCCGUCAUUUCCAGCAUCUUUAGAGAGCUCUCGAUCUGGCGACUUUCGAAUGGUCGCUGAACGGCCAAGUCGGAGAAAGCCGCCGCCCACAUCUUACGCUCAAAUUGAUGUUCCGUCGACGGCCAACCAGUCUAUGUUCUUCGAAGGUUCGGGUACGCUGGGAUAUAGCGGCGUAGCAACGAUGGAGAGCUCCAUGCACCUCGACAUGUCUCCGAUGAAUGACGAGACGGAAGAUGUCCCAGCAGAGGAGCAGAAGACGGCUGGAUUUCCAUUCCUCAACGCCCCUGCGAUUGAUUUGCCCCCCUCGAGCUCUGCUCCUCCGGCAGCUCCAAUCCCCAUACGAAAGACACCGUUCAGCUCUUCGCGACUGGAAGAGAGUGUGUCGCCUACAAGCAACGGACUACGUCCGCCAAUCCCACAAGAAAUCCAGAGACCCCAUUCCAGUAUACCGUUCUCGUCCAUGGAGCACACUGAACUACAAACUCAAGUACACGAGCCGACUUUUACCGAGGCCGACAUUGAAAUCGAAGAAGGCCACGCCGUGUUCACUCUCAUAGAAAUGCUCCACAAGCUCCUCGAACACUACACAAUCAGCCAACCCUACCCACAAGUCGCCUCACACCUCGUCCUCCUUCUGGGACCACUCUUGCCACGCACGCACCCUCUCCCCACUCCCGAGAUCAAUCAGACCAUAACCCACUACGCCGACCACUUCCUCGCAUCCCUCAAUACCGAGCCCGACGCCCUCCCAGACCUGAUCCAAACCUCCUUCUCCCACACCCUCAAAUCCGGCCUUCAACCCUUACAAACAACACCGUGCACGUCAAAUGCGGACACUGCGGCAAACCUAUGA
Zymoseptoria tritici IPO323 is the source of this 3282-nucleotide messenger RNA. RefSeq lists its product as uncharacterized. Gene Ontology annotation, molecular function: protein binding. The coding region runs from base 1 to 3282 and encodes 1093 amino acids. The transcript has 2 exons. Gene Ontology annotation, biological process: positive regulation of TOR signaling. Lineage: Eukaryota; Fungi; Ascomycota; Dothideomycetes; Mycosphaerellales; Mycosphaerellaceae. The record is from RefSeq and is a predicted model, not a curated record.